Messenger RNA from Cyphellophora europaea CBS 101466, 1644 nucleotides. RefSeq lists its product as uncharacterized. Bases 1 to 1644 code for a protein of 547 amino acids. Gene Ontology annotation, molecular function: monooxygenase activity; heme binding; iron ion binding. Lineage: Eukaryota; Fungi; Ascomycota; Eurotiomycetes; Chaetothyriales; Cyphellophoraceae. The record is from RefSeq and is a predicted model, not a curated record. The transcript is spliced from 3 exons.
AUGGCUGGGGGUUCCUUUAGUACAGUCUGGACGGUUGUUCAAUCGACCAGUACCGGACAAUGGGUUGCCAUCAUCGCCACGAUGCCGAUCGCAUUCUUGCUCCUACUCUAUCUCUACGACACACCACUGAGUAUCAAAGACUCCAGACGCCGUCACCUCCCGCCUGGUCCAAAAGGUCUCCCAUUCCUUGGGAAUCUCUUGGACCUCGCAGACACGGAGAAGGUCAGAGAAAAGGCUGUAGAAUGGCAUCAGAAACACGGUGAUAUAUUCUAUACCAAGAUCGCAGGGGCUGACUACAUCUGGCUUUCAUCACCACGCGUGGUGAAAGACCUGAUGGACAAGAAAUCGGCGAUAUACUCCUCGAGAGCGCCAUCUCCCAUGGCUGCAGACACCGUCAGCGGAGGUCGGCGACAGCUGUUCAUGCAGUAUGGUCCGCAAUGGCGCCAGCUGCGCAGGUACAGUCACGCCUUACUCAACGCCAACUCGGCCAUCAAAUACCAGCCGAUCCAGGAUUUCGAGUCGAAGCAGCUGAUGACCGAGCUCCUGGACACGCCCGAGAACUUCUACAAGCAUAACAGGAGAUACAGCGCAUCGGUCAUCAUGAAGCUGACAUACGGCUACCGGCUGCCGACGUGGGACCACCCCAUGGUCCAGCGCAUCUAUAAGGUCCUCGAUAACUUCACCAACGUGUCAGCCCCGGGAGCAUUCGUGGUCGACAGUAUUCCGUCACUGGCAAUGCUGCCGCAAUUCUUGAUGGGAAACUGGAGGGCCAAGGGCCAGAAGAUGUUCGCGCACGACAGUCGAGUCUACAUGGACCUAUGGGAGAAUCUCAAGAAGGAAGUCGAGAACGGGACGGCCGAGGAGUGUUUCUGCAAGGACUUUCUUACCAACGACCCAGCCAAGUACAACAUCGACGAUCUACAAGCAGCUUACACAUGUGGCGGGCUGAUCGAGGCUGGCUCCGAAACAACGGGUACCACCCUGAACAAUUUUCUGCUGUGCAUGGUGCUGCAUCCAGACGCAGUUAAAAAGGCCCAGCAAGAAAUCGAUCGUGUGAUCGGAUCGAGCAGGCUGCCGGCUUGGGAGGAUGAGAAAGACCUUCCCUAUGUCCGGGCUCUGGUGAAGGAGGUGCUCCGCUGGAGACCGGUCAACAAGUUCGGAAUGCCACACGCGACGAGCGAAGAUGACUGGUACCAUGACUAUUUCAUCCCCAAGGGCUCAGUCGUAAUGCUCAACUGGUGGGCCAUUCACAUGGACGCGCAACUCCACGACGAUCCCACAGCAUUCGACCCGUCCCGAUACCUGGCGAGGCCACUGCCGGCGGCGGACUACAUCAACAUCAACGACCCGUACGAGCGAGACCACUUCACGUACGGGGCCGGCCGGCGCGUCUGUCCGGGCGUCCACGUCGCCGAACGCUCACUCUAUAUCAAUAUCGUCCGCACGCUGUGGGGGUUCGACAUUGCCAAAGCCACAGACGGAACCGGCCGUGUUAUCGAGCCCGACACCGAGAUGGUGCCGGGUUUCCUUAGCGUGCCGAAACCCUUUGUGGCCAGUAUCAGACCCCGGAGUCCACAACACCAGAAGGUCAUUCGCGAGGCUUUCCGAGAGACAGAGGCACGUGGUCUCCAUUUCGAGUCAUGA